AAUUUGUAAAAAAAAAAAAAAAGAAAUUAGGAAGCCUUCAUCGUCACUGCUAGAAACUCAUCUACACAGUGUCUUUUAGAUCUGGAAGUCUAUACUAUCGCCAGUAAUCCAAUCUGCCGUUUUCUUCGUUCUGGUUAAUUAUUUGAUCGGUGAAGUUUCGUUGGAGUUGCUAGUGGGAGCAUCUGUGUGCAGAAAGACCAGAUCUAGUUGAGGGGGAGUUACAUGUUUUUGCUAUAGAGGUGAUAUGUCGGGGUAAUGUGCAUGGUUUUUAGUGGUGAUUUUAAAGAGUUUUCGAGUUGGGAGGAAUGUCGGGCUUGUGCUUUGAUCAGCUAGACAAUAAUAUAUCAGAAGUAUUUCAUGGUAACGAUGAUGGUAUAGUGCCAAACUCGGCGAAUGAGGCCAGUAGCAGGAAGAAACAAAGACAUGAAGAUAAGGGUAGCGAAAAACCCCACUUAAAGAGUAAUACUUUUAUCAAGAAGAAGGGCGAUAUGUUAGGAAGAAACCCUUGGCCUGAGAACAAUUGUGCUGUCUCUCCGGUUUCUCUCGACGCGGGAUCAGACAAAGAUGUUCAGGAUAUGACACUAGAGGAUGCAAAGAUCUCAGAUCAUGGUUACAACGGUGGCCACGCCAACGAGGCUGAGAAUUUCUGCUCUGCGGAUCCCAUGUUGUGUGACGGUUCCACUGCAACACAUGAUGGCGUGUAUAAUAAUUAUUCCGUCGACAACAUUCCAGAUGCUGAAAAUAAUCUCAGUUUUUUGAAUAGUGGAGAUAAAGAAAGCAAUGAUCUCUUCUAUGGCUGGGGUGACAUUGGAAAUUUUGAAGAUGUGGACAAUAUGCUUAGGAGCUGUGAUUCAACUUUCGGGUUGGAGAGUAUUAAUAAUGAAGAUAACCUGUGCUGGUUCUCUUCUGCUCAGCCAAAUGAGGAUACGCAAAUCGCGAUGACAGAUGAUAUAAAACCAGACACAAUGUUGGGGAACCAAAGAACCCCAUUGUUGCAGGUUGAAGACUUUCUGAACAAUAGUGAAUCCAACCAUGGUGUUGAAGAUGAAUAUGGGUAUACUGCUGUCGGCGGCUCAGCUCAAGGAAACUCUUCAGAAAAUGUAUAUGAUACAAGUAUGCAGAAGAAGGAUAUAUUGAUGCUGGAUGAAGAGGCUAAUCUUGAAAAGAAGCAGACUGGUCAUCUUCAUAAUCUUGAUGGGUACUCGGAUAACAGUUUUACUUUACAGCACAGCGGUAUUUCCAUUGAAAAAAUGGACACAGAUCAGUAUUAUCCUCCCUCUGCAUUCCAACAACCAGGUGUUCCAUACUCGCAUUUCAAUUUUGAGCAGCCUUCAAAUCAAGUAUCAGCAUGUGAGAGUAAUUCUGGUAUCAAAUCUGAGAACACACCCAAUCCUUCCUCUGCUUCAAAUGAGUCAUACACAUCAAAUCAGGGACAAUCUGUCGAGAGUUUACAAGGUCCAACUGUUGAUGAUGAUCGGUGUAGGAAGGGAUUUGAGAAGAGGGUUAGUUUGCAGCCCGGGCAAGAUUUGCCUCCUUUUACUGCAAGUACCAGGAAGAGUAGUAAGACAAACCCCAUGGUGUUUCCUGAUGCUGCUCCUAUCCAAAAGAUCGGGCUUGAGGGUGACCACAGAAAGGCUGCAGCUAAAGUGGAAAGAUCAAACAGGCAGGAAAGUCCCUGUGUUAGCUCCGUAGUUGAUGACAUUUCACUGGAAGCAACAAGUUUUCGCCAGCUUCAACAAGUUAUAGAACAGUUGGAUGUUAGGACGAAGCUUUGCAUAAGGGACAGCUUAUACCGAUUGGCCAAAAGCGCCGAGCAGAGACAUCAUUGUAUGGAUCCAAAUGGUGGAAACAGACAGGUGAAAGGUGUUGGCUCGCAUCUCGAGACUGGUGAAACAGACAAGUACGUGGGAUUCUUGGAUAUAGAAACUGACACAAACCCGAUAGACCGAUCCAUAGCUCAUUUGCUGUUUCACAGACCCUCAGACUCGUCUCUUUCAUCAGAUCAAGAUGUUCUCUCUUAUAAAUCCCGUCCAAUGAUUCCUCAGCCCGACAGUAGUCCGAGCCUGAGGAUAGAGAAAGAAGAGGAAACUCAAGAACUUAGAAUCGAAGCUGUGGCAAGUGACAACAAGUAGUGAUGUCAACUGAAAACUGGCUCUUUCACUGCUGAACCAAUCCAGUUAUGGUUGUUCCAGUUAGUUACAAAAGUCCCGACUGUUUCUUCCAUUAGAAUCAUGGAUUUUGUAACGCGGUUGGGAUGAUUGUCUGGUUUGGAUUCCAUUUCGAAUUUGAUACGCUUGGUUGGUCGGGUCUUUAGACAUGUUCAUUGCCUUUGUAAUAUGUUCUGUAGAUAAAGAUGUUUAGUGUUUCUUGUUUGCAAUGCUAUAAUAAUCACUCUACUGUGUAUUUCUCUCGACAUAAAUUACUAAGAAACUUA
Brassica oleracea var. oleracea is the source of this 2434-nucleotide messenger RNA. RefSeq lists its product as uncharacterized. The record is from RefSeq and is a predicted model, not a curated record. Lineage: Eukaryota; Viridiplantae; Streptophyta; Magnoliopsida; Brassicales; Brassicaceae. The transcript is spliced from 8 exons. Gene Ontology annotation, biological process: regulation of DNA-templated transcription; circadian rhythm. Bases 306 to 2132 code for a protein of 608 amino acids.